AUGGCACGCAAGAGAAAGAAGAAGCUGCAACAUGGCAGCCAGUUCAGGCCUGGUAACAGACAAUGGAACAAAGGCCUCGCCAUCUUGCAAGCAGAGACGAUUUCUUCAUAUUGUCGGCCAACUGAAGAUCAGGAGAGUCUAUAUGUCAACAAAGACAGGCAAGGAAACAUCCUACAGAAUGACAUCGAAACUCUGAACGCGGUGGGGAGUAGAAUGGUCCUCCGUCCAGCAAAGCUUCCAGGUCACAGCGAGAUCACAAGGCUUGUGGGGGAGAAAGAAGACAGGGACGACGUGGAAGGGUAUCGCAUCUGGCAUGCCAAGAUAGCUGUCCACGCCUGUGUUAGUGCACAGAGAGAGCGUGACAAGCGCCGACCAGACUGCAACGGUCUGGUCCGACUUUCGUCCCGACGAGAGAGGAAGAAAGGCUUGGCCACUUCAGAGACACUGGUGUGUGACACCUGCCAGUACGAAUCACCCAGCAGAAAGUUCUAUGGUGAGGUUGCAAGACAGGGUGCCAAGAUGGCUGUGCCUAACCUGGCAAUGCAAGUUGCAAUGUUCAACAGCCCCAUAGGACCGACGGUACUCAGAGAAAUAGCAGCUACCCUGCAAUUAGCAGUGCCGAGCGACACAAGCUACCAAACCCCACUCCGCAACGCAAGGGGAAAGGAACCAGGCCAGCCGAUCCCCAAAAGUGUGACCAAUGUGGUUGAGAACGUAACGCCAUGGAAGGCUGUCAUUGGAUCCCUUGUCAGGAACAAGAUUUGUCCAACCUGCAACAUGAGUAAGGCUUCAGGGACGUCACCCCCACCCCACAAAUGCUCAGCCAACAUCCCAGAGGAGGCCGUCAUAGGGGAUGAGAAACAGGCUGCCAAGGAAAUUGCAAGAAAGUUCCUUACUGGUCCCAAUAAAACACCUGUCGGUGACACUGCAGAAGAUUGGGAUAGCAGCUUCUCCACUGGCAUGAAGGAGGUGAUGGAGGAAGCAGAACACGAAGUCAAGGCCUUCAAAGACAUUGUCCACCUGUCUAAAAGUAUCAAAAGGAAGGUGACCACAGGCUCCUGGUCCAAGCAGAUGUUCCCGGGACAGAACCAGGAUGAAAAAGACAGGGUCAGGAACCGCUUCGGUGAUGACCGGAGCAAGCGACUGAACGCAGAACACAAAGCAGGGCUGAAGAAGUUCCGGAAGAAGAGAACGAUGGAGAAUAAGAUGAAGCGGGUAAUGGAAGUCAUCCCAUACUGCUACGAGGGAGACCACACUAGAUGCUACGAGCGUUCUCUUGUCUGCAAGCACCCUAAGAGAUGGAAGUUUAUGGACUUACCUGAGCAGGCGAGGGGAAAGAUCCGACCAAACAGUGCCGACCUCACGGAGUUACGUCGGAUAAUGGAGCACAGGCUAGGUGUCGUUCGUCCGCCAGGCUAG
This is a messenger RNA of Branchiostoma belcheri (Belcher's lancelet), 1419 nucleotides long. RefSeq lists its product as uncharacterized. The transcript has 2 exons. NCBI's taxonomy places the organism in Eukaryota, Metazoa, Chordata, Leptocardii, Amphioxiformes, Branchiostomatidae. The record is from RefSeq and is a predicted model, not a curated record. The coding region runs from base 1 to 1419 and encodes 472 amino acids.